ACAAACCGCCUCACACUAGAGCGAGUCACAGUGAAGGCGCCUCAACUAGAAACGAUGGUUUGUUCGUGAUAAACACACCAUACAAAACGGUGAACGUUCAUGCGUGGCGCCGGGAUUCUUCCAAAGACCAAGCGCUGGGGCGUUUUGCGGAGAAGACCCGUCGGCUGAGCAAGUUUUGAGGACGAGAGGCCAACAUGAAGUUCGCCCAGUUUCUGCUGAAGAACAGCAAAGCUGCAGGAAUCCCCAAACAAGUGGAGAGGUUUUCAAAGUUCUCGCCGUCUCCUCUGUCGAUGAAGCAGUUCAUCGACUUUGGCUCGGCGAACGCCUGUGAGAAGACCUCCUUUGUGUUCCUGCGACAGGAGCUUCCUGUGCGAAUGGCCAACAUCAUGAAGGAAAUCGAUUUUCUCCCUGACAAACUCCUCGGCACCCCUUCACUGAAGCUCCUCACCAGCUGGUACUCCCAAAGUUUACUGGAGCUUGUGGAGUUCUUGGAGAAAGACCCGUAUGAUAAGAGUGUCCUGACAAAUUUCACAGAGACUCUGGUCAACAUCCGUAACCGACACAACAACGUGGUGCCCACCAUGGCCCAGGGCGUGGUGGAAUACAAGGAGGCCUUUGGCGUGGACCCGGUCACCAACCAGAACGUCCAGUACUUUCUGGACCGCUUCUACAUGAGCCGCAUCUCCAUACGAAUGCUCAUGAACCAGCACACCUUAAUCUUCGACGGCAGCGUCAACCCGGCGCACCCCAAACACAUCGGCAGCAUCGACCCCAGCUGUGACGUCGUGGAAGUCGUGAAAGAUGCGUAUGAGACGUCAAAAAUGCUGUGCGAGCAGUACUACCUGACAUCACCUGAUAUGGAAAUCAUAGAAGUCAACUCCAAAAGUCCCGGCCAGCUUCUUCACAUCGUCUACGUCCCGUCGCACCUUUAUCAUAUGCUGUUUGAACUUUUCAAGAAUGCCAUGCGUGCCACAGUGGAGACCCACGAGUCCAGCCCCACUCUGCCCCCGGUCAAAGUCAGAGUUUCUCUUGGCAACGAAGACCUCACCAUCAAGAUGUCUGACAGAGGAGGAGGCGUUCCGCUCAGGAAGAUCGAGCAUCUGUUCAGCUACAUGUACUCCACUGCUCCCAGUCCCGUGCACGUUGACAACUCCCGUAAUGCUCCUCUGGCUGGUUUCGGCUACGGCCUUCCCAUCUCCCGACUCUACGCCAAGUAUUUCCAGGGAGACCUACAGCUGUACUCUAUGGAAGGUUACGGCACAUCAGCUGUCAUAUACCUAAAGGCGCUGUCGUCCGAGUCCGUGGAGAGACUUCCUGUUUUCAACAAGUCGGCCCUUCGGCAUUACCAGUCCACCACCGAAGCGGACGACUGGUGCAUGCCCAGCAGGGAGCCCAAGAACCUGGGUAAGCAGGAAUGGACUCAGUGAUGGCAAGAGCGCAGCAAAGUCUCUACGCGACAUUCAUAGCUGAACUAUUGUGAGACGGUUGAGAUGAAUGUAACGUACAGUGGGCCAGUUUAAACCCUGUUGGUGACUCCUGUGAUGUCAUUCAAAGAAGCGAACAAGAGUGUUGUGAAUUUUUCCCUUUUUUUAAAUCAGCUCCUGCUGAAGAUAUGCUAACAGACCCGCGUUAUUAUUGUACAUCUUGUACUUUUCCUCCAAAAAAAAAAAAAAAAAAAUCAUCAUGUAGUUGUUACUUUGCCAAGGUGGUUCCCAAAUGAAGGGAGAAAUGUUGAACAAAAUAUGAGCAAGAACUAAUCUACCAACGUAACCGUAUGUUUUUCCCUGCUUUAAUUAUUGUUUUCACUAAACAAAUUAAAAAUAAUUCUUAGGCUAAUUGUGAAUUUAAAUCAUCAUUUCUGUCUGGAAAUUCAUGUUGGCGGAAUGAGUGAAAUAAAAAAGGCUAAUGGCGAGGGUUGCUAAUUUAGCUAGCAACACAAAUACUUCCCGACGUAACUGUUCAUUGUUCAUUUAUUGUGGUAAAGUAUCGCGAAAGUGCCUUUAACAUGGCUGCUGCUACCGUUAGCUAAUGUCCACGACUACACUCCACUAGUCGUUUCUACUCACUAGUGAUAUAGUUAAAAUAUAUAAGUACAGCGAUAUAAACUGUUGUUGAACACUCUGUAAUAUUGUUUCAUGCUUUCACAUUUUUUUUGGUGACACUUCAGAUCGGAAAACGCAUAUGAACCAUGAAUACAUUAUUUACUGUAAAUGAACAGGAAUUAAGCUACCAAUUUACAGGCAACUGUCAGUGACCAUUCCAGAAUAAAAAAAAACAGUGUGGCGUAACCCUUUUAGCGCCAGUUAUUUCAAUGAAAUAUUCGACUACAGUCCGGUUUUCGAUCUUUGUUUGCUCCAAACGUCUACAGAAAUGUGCUCUAAAUAUCACAGAUCGAAGUGAAAGGCUCCAUCUGCUUGUGUAUAAUAGUAACUACAACAGCGUGAGCCACUGGAUGUGUUAAAAUGUCGAGUCACAUUCUUGCGACUUGGUGCCAAAAGGGUUAGCAAGAUGCUAUUCACUGCUUUAUAUGGAGAUUAUUUAUAGUAUUGUAUGUUCCCUAAUCUAAAGUUUUCUUUCAAUACCACACUUUUUAUUCAUUAUGACAUUGUGAAAAAGUCACACAAGUUUAAAUAUACUUCAAUACAGUGAAAAACGUUUCUUAAUAGAAUCCACGUAUAAAGUAAAAAUAUUUUGGAUACUUAAAAAAAUGUUUGUACCCAAGUGUUGGAGUUUUUUUUAUUAUUAUUAUUACACAAGAGAUCAUUUAAUAAUUUUUAAAAAAUGAAUCACUGUUGUGUGCUGAAGUGUUUCCUCUAUAUUCAUUUCACCAAGUGCCUUGUCUGGAUUCCACAACACUGUUCUUAAUAUAAAGAAUAACAGAAUUCAGGAUUUUUAGGUUUUUAGUGGGUACUUCAUUUCCAGAUAUGCAAACGAUCAUUUCUUUUUUAUAGAUAUAUACACAGAUUUUCAGGAUUAUUUUUGUGCAAUCGUGAGUGCUGAACUUGUUGACCUUGUUAUAUGACUUGGCGUUUGAUACACAGUCGUGCAUUCUAACUCACAGACUUUGACCUGUUGGUUGAACAUGAACUCAGAUUUACUGUCACGGAAUUACGACUGAAUGGGAUUAUCUGUUUCAAUAUGUAUGUAUCAUGUCUUGCCAUAAUGAUUGUGCUGUUGAUCACAAUGGAAAUUGUUUUUACAGGUUCUUUGUAAAUAAAAGUGUGAUAUUCGCAUGUCACAUGUUCUGAUGUUUAGUCAUUUAUUCACAAGCGGAUAGACAGUAUGUCUGUGUACAUUUUGAGCAGCUUUAAAUAGUAUGCAUUAAUGUAGUUAUACAUUUAAGAUUGUUUUUAAAGGGCAUGGAUUUCAUUAAAUGUGUUGUUUAGUUCACUGAGGUUGUUUUUUUCCUUUCAAUGAGUCACAUUCAAAUGAGAGUCAAACUGCUUUUUCGCUUCGAGCUCUUGUUGCUGUUGCAAACCCUGUUGUCAUGAUCCAGGCUUUUUCCACUACGUUUUUCCUUUUUUUUUUGGAAACUUGGCUCGGCCCGUGUCGCCGUCCCGACCCAGUGGCUGGUGGCCAGU
Molecule: messenger RNA, 3581 nt
Organism: Synchiropus splendidus (mandarinfish)
Lineage: Eukaryota; Metazoa; Chordata; Actinopteri; Syngnathiformes; Callionymidae
Gene: pdk4
Product: pyruvate dehydrogenase kinase, isozyme 4
Exons: 11
Coding region: 195-1427 (410 amino acids)
Biological process (GO): regulation of glucose metabolic process; protein phosphorylation
Cellular component (GO): mitochondrion
Molecular function (GO): pyruvate dehydrogenase (acetyl-transferring) kinase activity
Source: RefSeq, a predicted model, not a curated record